Messenger RNA from Phacochoerus africanus (Common warthog), 2798 nucleotides. It is a transcript of the gene DAPP1, whose product is annotated as dual adaptor of phosphotyrosine and 3-phosphoinositides 1. The coding region runs from base 169 to 1011 and encodes 280 amino acids. NCBI's taxonomy places the organism in Eukaryota, Metazoa, Chordata, Mammalia, Artiodactyla, Suidae. The record is from RefSeq and is a predicted model, not a curated record. The transcript has 9 exons.
UGAGCAACGGUGGGAGGAGUAACCAAGUUUCACUUCCUUGCUGGCUGGAGGCUCACAGCCGCGGCUUCUCCCUCCCGGCAGAGGGGAGCGUGCCUGGAGCCGCCGAGCCCUCUCCCUCUGCCUCUUAACCCAGCACCUGGAGGGGCUCAGCGGACGCGAGGGGUGCGAAUGGGCAGGGCCGAAUCUCCAGAAGGGGAGAUGAGCACCCAGGACCCUUUGGAUCUGUGGAGCAGGUUGGAUGGAGAAGCUGAGCCGCUCCAGGACUUGGGGUGGUACCACGGCAGCCUCACCCGACACGCAGCCGAGGCCCUUCUCCUCUCCAACGGACGGGACGGGAGCUACCUUCUGCGGGACAGCAAUGAAAAGACCGGGCUGUACUCUCUCUCUGUGAGAGCCAAAGACUCUGUCAAACACUUUCAUGUUGAAUAUACUGGCUAUUCACUUAAAUUUGGUUUUAAUGAAUUCUCAUCUGUGAAGGAUUUUGUCAAGCAUUUUGCAAAUCAGCCUCUGAUUGGAAGUGAGACAGGCACUCUCAUUGUUCUGAAGCAUCCCUACCCAAGAAAAGUGGAAGAACCUUCCAUUUAUGAGUCCGUCCGAGUUCACACAGCAAUGCAGACAGGAAGAACAGAGAACGACCUGGUGCCCACUGCACCUUCUCUGGGCACCAAGGAAGGUUACCUCACCAAACAGGGGGGCCUGGUCAAGACGUGGAAAACAAGAUGGUUCACUUUGCAGAGGAAUGAACUGAAAUACUUCAAAGACCAGAUGUCACCAGAACCAAUUCGGAUCCUAAACUUAACAGAAUGUUCAGCUGUACAAUUUGAUUAUUCACAAGAAAGAGUAAAUUGCUUUUGCCUAGUGUUUCCAUUCAGGACAUUUUAUCUCUGUGCAAAGACAGGAGUAGAAGCUGAUGAGUGGAUCAAGAUCCUACGCUGGAAGCUGUCGCAAAUAAGAAAACAGCUUGACCAAGGGGACAGCACAGUCCGAUCUCGGUCGUUCAUCUUUAAAUAGACCUUCUCCAGGAGGGAUGUCCUGACCCAGGAGCAAGGUGGAACAUUCCCAGUGCUGAUGCACCGCAGGCUUCAGAUGAAAGCUGACUGAGGACUUUUCUGUAGAAACAAAUCAAGCAGAGGCAGAUUUGGACCUUUCUGGACACACCAUUUUGGUGACUCACAGAAAACUGCUGCCCUUCAAGAUCCCACCAUCUCCUGAGAGUACUGAGCAUCUUCGUUCUGAUGGAGACAGAUGAACCAUCAUACCCAGGUGUGCUGGCACGUAGAACAUGCAGUGGGAGGUGAAGGGCUCUUGUUUUCCCACACUGAGGUCCCCAGGCUGGCUGAUGUUGGUUGCCUAGAGUCCCCUCUGCAUCAUGGUCAGCUCGUCACCCUCCAGGUUGUGCUAUUAACCAGGAAGGAAUCAGCUAUACAUGUACCCUGAGGCUUAGACAGCUUCCCCAGAAAGCAUUUUGAGAUAGCAGACAUCCAAGACUGGGGGAGAAGUGUUUUUGCCUUUUUUUCCCUUUAUACAAAAAAAAAAAAAAACAGUUUCCAAAAUUAAAUUGGAAAAUGUUUGUAGUAUUUAUUUUCUCAUUGUAAAAGGCUCAGCUAUCUCCUGGCUCUUUCCUUCCCCUCUAAUGACAAAUCUAUGAGAAUUAAAUAUCCUCUGGGCAAUUAGGCAGGAUGGUAAGGAUAAAGGAAGGUACAAUCUAAAAAAGCCUCUUUAUGGGUCACUCUGGGGGAAAUGUUUUAAAGACUGAGAAAAUAGAAAUUGAGGAAGGGUGAUAAAAUAAAGGUAACUGGUACUUUAACGUCAACAAUAAUAGAGCACAUGUAAGCACUAAGUAUCUGCAUUCAGCAUUUUUCAGACUGAGACUUCUCGGGGAGAGUGUGCUCUAACAAUUCCUUCACCUGAGAAGGCAGUAGGUCUUGGCCCAAGAGAAGCAAGAUGCACCUUGCGCUGCACGGAGCACCCCACACCUUACUCCAGAGCAGCUUCAGUUGCCAGUUGAGGCAGCAACACUAAGUCCACAUGCAAAAUAUAAUCAAGUAUUUGUCACACAGCAUUUUCAAGCUAGAAUAAGGGGACUACAGUAGCGGGAUGAGAUACUGGUAUCCAGAGUGAUUGGUUUCUAACCUCUUCUAUUAUCUUCAUUGAUACUGCUUUUUAAAAUUUUUAAUUUUGUUUUGCUUUUUAGGGCCGCAUUUUUGGCAUAUGGAAGUUCCUAGGCUAGGGGUUGAAUCGGAGAUGCAGCUGCCAGCAUAUACCACAGCUUACUGGCAACACCAGAUCCUUAACCCCUUGCGAGCAAGGCCGGGGAUUGAACCUGCAUCCUCAUGGAUACUAGUCAGGUUCUUAACCUGCUGAACCACAGUGGGUCCUCCCAUACUGCUUUUAGAUUGAAGUUUAAAGAGACAUCAAAGUAGAGGAAGAACUCAGAUGUCAGGGCACAGCUAUGAUACGACACUCUCUUGCAAUCCAGAGGCUCUCUUCUUACGUCUCUUUUAUUAUUUAAACAUCAAGGACUCAGAAAUUAAAUCUUGUUAAGCUUCAACCAGGUUUUCCAGUGUAUUGUUAUGUCUGUAUCCUGUGGGAUAAAGCAAAUGUCCAUUCAAAUGUAUUUGUCAAGUUUGCCAAGUGAGGAUUUAGACAGAAGUCUUCACCGAGAUGUACAGGUUUGUUUUUUCUUCUUAGAUCCAAGGGUGUUUGUGCAGGUAACAUUAUUUUUCCUUUUUGUAAAAUAUGUUUAUUUAUAGUCUUUGGUUAUGUUUAUUAAAAAGCAUGAUUUUGCUGUGCCUGAA